UCCCCCAAGAAACCCUCUUUAACACUCAUCUUUCCUUUUUCUUGCAUUGAGGUAGUUAAAGCCUAGGAACAACAUGGGGAACUACGUUUCUUGCGCUUUAUCAACCCCAUCGGGCGGCAGCACCAGAUCAUCAAAAACAACCAAAGUGAUUCUACCGACCGGCGAAAUCAGGCGAUUCGACGAACCCAUCAAAGCGGCUGAGCUAAUGCUCGAAACUCCAAACUUGUUCGUCGUAAACUCUAAGUCACUCAAGCUCGGCCGUAGAUUCUCUCCUCUCAACGCAGACCAAGAUUUGGAGCCGGCCAAUAUAUACGUCAUGUUUCCCAUGAAGAGAGUGAACUCCGCGGUCACCGCGGCUGACAUGGGAGCCUUGCUUAUUGCCGCGAAUUCGGCAUCCAAAAAGGGUUUCGGCGGGAAGGUAAAGGUCUUGCCGGAAACUGAUGAAGAGGAGAUUGAGGAGGAAAGGUCAAUGCAGGCGAAGCUUAACUUGGAUGAUAUCGAAGAGUUUUCAUCUCCGGAGUUCAUGCAUAGGCUGUCCAUGACAAGGUCCAAGAAACCAUUGCUAGAAACCAUAGCCGAGGAGCCUAAUCGUGCCAGAUGAGGUGGUCGAAUUCUAAAACCAUCAAAAUUGUAGUGAUCAUAUGAGGGAUUUACGUGGAGAAUGCUACCUAUUAAGUUUCGAUUUGUGCUAUCAUUUGCAAGUUGUUGGCUU
Molecule: messenger RNA, 712 nt
Organism: Hibiscus syriacus
Lineage: Eukaryota; Viridiplantae; Streptophyta; Magnoliopsida; Malvales; Malvaceae
Exons: 1
Coding region: 74-601 (175 amino acids)
Source: RefSeq, a predicted model, not a curated record